Microtus ochrogaster (prairie vole) is the source of this 948-nucleotide messenger RNA. RefSeq names its product olfactory receptor 2A12-like. Gene Ontology annotation, molecular function: olfactory receptor activity; G protein-coupled receptor activity. Gene Ontology annotation, biological process: G protein-coupled receptor signaling pathway. Gene Ontology annotation, cellular component: membrane. Lineage: Eukaryota; Metazoa; Chordata; Mammalia; Rodentia; Cricetidae. The record is from RefSeq and is a predicted model, not a curated record.
AUGUGGAUGAUUCCAGAGCAGAACCAAAGCUGGGUUUCUGAGUUUAUCCUGCUUGGCUUCUCCAGUGACCCCAUGACCAAUAACAUCCUCUUCAUUGUGUUCCUUCUCAUCUACCUGAGCUCAGUCCUGGGCAAUGGGCUCAUCAUCCUGCUGAUCUGCCUGGACACACAUCUGCACACUCCCAUGUACUUCUUCCUCUGUAUACUCGCCAUGUUGGAUAUGACCUAUGUCAGCACCACCAUGCCCCAGAUGUUGGUGCAUCUUCUUGCUCACUCUCAGACCAUUUCCUUUGCUUGCUGCUGGAUGCAGAUGUAUGUGUUUAGUGCUCUGGGUAUAACAGAGGGAACCUUUUUUGUUGUCAUGGCUUAUGACAGAUAUGUGGCCAUUUGUCACCCACUACGCUAUACUGUCAUUCUCAACUGGGGAGUGUGCAUAUGGUUGACAUCUGGGUCUUGUGUCUUUGGUUUCCUGUCUUCUUCAUUGCAUACUUUCUUCAUCAUGCAUCUUCCAUAUUGCGGGCCCAACAAAGUCAACCACUACUUUUGUGAAGGCCCUGCAGUGCGUAGCCUAGCUUGCAUGGAUACCCACAUCAUUGAGAUGGUAGACCAGAUCUUGAUUGUUGUUAUGGGUUUUAUUCCAAUUUCCCUCAUUGUGGCUUCCUACAUUCAUAUUGCCAAGGCAAUUCUCAAGAUCAAGUCCACCCAGGGACGAUGCAAGGCUUUCUCUACCUGUGCCUCCCACCUGACUGUGGUCUCAUUCUUCUAUGGUCCAUCCUCUUACAUCUACAUGAGGACCAAUUCCAGCUACUACCCUGAGCUGGACAAGCAGAUCUCACUAUUUUACAAUGCCUUCACAGUCUUUCUCAACCCUGUGGUCUACAGUUUGAGGAACAAAGACAUCAAGAGGGCAUUUCUGAAGGUGAUUGGGCAUAGUAAGAUGUACUGCUGA